AUGAAUCCAGAUGAUCUUAAGGCUUCAUCAGAUUUCACAGUCACUCAGUUUCCCUCUCAGCCUUGUAGCUCUCUUGAAGAGCAACCACCAAAUAUUCACGUGAAUACUGCCUCAAAGAGUGAAGACUCCUCAGGAGAGAACCCAGCAGUGGAUCUUGUGGAAUGCAGUGACAAGGCCUCUGAGCCAACCUCUGAAGAUCCUCAGUGUGCAGAACAGCGCUCCCUCUGGAGAUCCAAAAGAAGGAAACAGGCUCGGCCCAUUCGCAGUGCCUCUUUGGAAGACCCAGACUUCCAGGGCGUCACGUUUCGGAUGGACACAGAGCUAGAUGACACAAAGGAGCAGUGUCGGCUUCUCAUCACCUCAAAGUACAGCUCGGAUCUCCCUGUGAAGAGGACAAGGCUUAGGACAAGAAUGUCUCAGAGAUUUCUGAAAACCAGCUCUGAUGAGGACAGUGACUCGGCGACUAGUGAAAUCAAGGACAAAGCCUGUGCAUCCUGCAGCACCAAGAAAACCCCAAUGUGGAGAGAUGCUGAGGACGGGACUCCACUCUGCAACGCCUGUGGAAUAAGGUAUAAGAAGUACAGAGUGCGCUGCACACACUGCUGGAAUAUCCCAAAGAAGGACGGAAACUCUUGCUGCAGUAAAUGCGGCCACUUUAUGAGACUGACCUCAGCUCAGAGAAAAACCACUGUUUGA
Messenger RNA from Knipowitschia caucasica, 696 nucleotides. The record is from the annotation of a GenBank genome assembly. NCBI's taxonomy places the organism in Eukaryota, Metazoa, Chordata, Actinopteri, Gobiiformes, Gobiidae.